Messenger RNA from Toxorhynchites rutilus septentrionalis, 1047 nucleotides. RefSeq lists its product as uncharacterized. The transcript is spliced from 5 exons. Bases 162 to 671 code for a protein of 169 amino acids. The record is from RefSeq and is a predicted model, not a curated record. Lineage: Eukaryota; Metazoa; Arthropoda; Insecta; Diptera; Culicidae.
AAUUUAACUUACAUUGUGGUGAGUACAACAUGCACAAUGAGCGCUGGCUAGAUCCAUUUCAUUGAAUGAAAUUGUAAUUACUGGCGAGACUAGAAACUUCAAUUCAUUAAUAGGCGUGUCUGUCGUCACGUAGCCAUUUUUUGUUUUAGAGAACCGUGAAAAUGGUCUGGUUGGAAUCCUGUUGGUCUCCUUGUAUAUGGACAAAUUCUGUCAAAACUGGAAGCUAUGCGGUAGCAGCAUACACUGUAGCAAUAUGUAUAGUUUUAAUAACAAUGACUUCGUAUAUGUUGGCUGGGGGUGAUUCUUCCCAGCUGUAUACACCAUUAUUUGAAACAGAUAUUCGUGACUCAAUGCAAGUGAUAGGAGGAUUAUUUAUUGCCUAUUUCAUAUUACUUAUAUUGUCCUCAUUCGGAAUAUGCUACUCAUUAAAAACUACGACCCGAGGCUGGAUGCUGCCCUGGCUAACAUUAUUUGGCAUAGGCAUAUUAUUCCAAUUAGUGUUUGGUUUAUGGUUGAUUGGAGGCUAUUACAUUUAUCUUCAACAAACGUUUUCCAGCUUAAUCCUUUGGCUGUGGAUGGCUUACAAUAUUUAUUGCUGGAUGUGCGUUUAUUCGCAGUAUCAAAUAUUCGUUGAUAUGCAAUCUCCAAAUAUUGAACUGUUGAUGCCGUGAGCGUUGAUUUUCAAAUAAUAUGAUGUUUUUGUGAAGAGUGACAACUUAAAGUUAACAUGCUUGAGGAUUUUUUUCUUACUGCACUGCACUUUUGCCACUCAAAGGAAAAAAUAAGCAAUUAAGCAAUAUAACAUUCGUACUUUUAAAUUAAAUUAGUAACUUACACUGAUGAACCAUUUGAGCUAUAGAACUGAACAACUCGUACCGUCCAAAACUAUUGCAAUUGCUCUUUUUAUAUAUUUUUAGAACAACAAAUAUAUUAACAAUUUAUACAACUACAUAUAUAGUAAGUUAUGUGUUGAAGACAACUAUAUUCCACUCGAAAUGACAUCAUUUCGCAUCGAAACAAUAAAAUGAAGUUGUUUUAUUCAAACAA